Molecule: messenger RNA, 757 nt
Organism: Helianthus annuus (common sunflower)
Lineage: Eukaryota; Viridiplantae; Streptophyta; Magnoliopsida; Asterales; Asteraceae
Product: transmembrane protein 230-like
Exons: 3
Coding region: 216-566 (116 amino acids)
Cellular component (GO): endomembrane system
Source: RefSeq, a predicted model, not a curated record
AUUAUAUUCUUACCCUGCAUCAAACGAUUCAAAGAAAGUGGGCAGUCAUCGUUGGGGAUUUGUUGGUGUAGAAAACGAACGCCGGAGAAAUUUCUUCGUUCUUCACCCAUCUCUCUCUUCUUCCACAGUGACAGAAAUCUAAUUAUCGGCUCAAUUCGGGUGCAUUUGGUGUAUCUGGGCGUCUUUCGAUAUUCCAAUAAGUCAAACUUAUUAGCAUGGCGUCUAGGCGGAACGUUAAUUAUACUCGUCUUCCCGACGAGGACAACGACUAUAUAGGCAAUGAAGGAAGAUAUGACCCGAGGUUCGAUUACUCACCAGCCAGCAUGGAUGAAAUCCCGUGGAAGUCCAUUGCGCUUGCGCUUUUUCUGCUUGUUCUUGGUUGUGGCCUUCUGUUUCUCUCGUUCUUCAUCUUCACGGGUCACAUGGGUGGUGACAGAUCACAAGCGUAUGGCCUGUUAGGGCUCGGGGCUCUCACCUUCCUCCCAGGCUUCUACGAGACUCGAAUUGCGUAUUAUUCAUGGAGGGGUGCACAAGGCUAUCGCUAUGCAGCCAUCCCUGGUUAUUAAGAAUUAAUUAUAUCUUCUUUCUGGCUGUAUAUUCAGGAUGUAACAUCAUACAUGCAUCACCAUCUUGUUAUUUAGAUUCAUAUUGUUUUCUUUAUAUUUGUGUGCUGAAAAUGAACAUUCUAAAACUUUAGAGAACCAAGAAUUUACGAUCUUCAGUUAAUCGUUAUGGGAAUGAAUAUAUAUGCUUUUGA